GAAGGAGUUGUUUAUAGAGGAGAAAGUUUAACUUUCAACCAAUUCGAGUUGACAUUCACCUAACUCAUUAAUCAGACUUAAACCUCUUUCUAUCUACCCAUUAAUCACACCUCAGACAACCAGCCAGAUUCACAAUGAAUAUAUUGCAGAGAAAAGAGAUUCACAAUCAAUAUAUUGCAGACAUUAAUCAGUUUCUAUCUAACCAUUAAUCACACCUAACCACAGUUAUUUUUUCAAACUAGCAAUCAAUUUACGAGAGCAAAUUUUAUUUUUUACCUGUACGCCAAUUGUAGACCUCUGCGUUGAAGAACCUUCAGGUUUCUUCGUGUAGCUUCAUUCGUUCAUCUAAAGAAACAAAGACAAAGAGACAGAACAAAAAGAAUCAGUGAUGAUCGAUCUUAAAAUCACCAGACAUAAUCAACAUAAUAAACAGAGACACGGACUUAAACAAACACAAGAGACAUCAUCAUCUGUACAAUCACGAGCGGAGACAUAAAAGGACAAAUACAUAGCUUUACCUUUUUCGAUUUGAUUUCCUCGAUGCUAGUCACGGGCCGGAGAGCUUCGACGACUGAGAAAGACACGCAGAGUCAUCGAGGAGAACAAGAGAGAUAAGCGGAGUCGUCGAGGAUGGCUAGAGAGACGUGGAGGCGUCGACGAGACCAAGAGAGAGAGAGUCGGAGUCGUGGAGGAUCGCGAGACUGGAGUGUCAAUCGUCGGCGAGACCGAUAGCAAAGCCGAGCCGUCGAGGAUCGCAAGAGAGACGACUCGUCGAUGAGACCGACAGAGACGACGACUCGUCGAGGAGACCGAGAGAGAAGCAGAGUCGCCGACGAGAACGACGGAGACGACGACUCGUCGAGGAGACCGAAAGAGAAGCAGAGUCGCCGACGACACUGUCGAGGAGAGAUCAGCGCCGAGGAGAGAUCACCAGAGAGUUUCGAUAUCGUCGAGGAUUCGGGAGAGAAAGAGAGAAGAUGAUCCGUCAAGAGAGAGAGAGAGAACGAUGCAAUUGUGACGCGUGUCCCAUAAAACCGUCUCCUCUUUUGCUUAAUUAAGCGACGUUUCUACCUAAUUAAUACAUUUUUCUUUUUUUUUUAAAUCCAAAAACACCUAAAGACGCUGCUUAGAGACCGCGAUAUUAAUGCUCUGAUCCAUUUGUCAUGAUAAACUCAAAGUGGGACCCAUCUUGUGUCUGCACGUUAACGAAAAUCGAACGGCGAUGUAGUAAUCUCUCUCCCUCUAUAUAUACAAACGCACACACAAGUAGCAGAGCUUCAUACCUCUAAAUGUGAAAAUACUCAAAACAUAAAAGAAGAAAGUUCAACGAAAUAUCAAAUGGGUAUCCAAGAACUUGACCCGUUAACCCAACUAAGCUUACCACCGGGUUUCCGGUUUUACCCAACGGACGAAGAGCUGAUGGUUGAAUAUCUAUGCCGGAAAGCAGCCGGUCACGACUUCUCUCUUCAGCUCAUCGCCGAGAUCGAUCUAUACAAAUUCGACGCGUGGAUUUUACCAAGUAAGGCGUUAUUCGGGGAAAAAGACUGGUAUUUCUUCAGCCCGAGAGAUAGGAAGUAUCCAAACGGGUCGAGACCUAACCGGUGUGCCGGGUCGGGCUACUGGAAAGCCACCGGAACGGAUAAGGUUAUAUCAACGGAGGGAAGAAGAGUAGGUGUCAAGAAAGCUUUGGUGUUUUACGUUGGAAAAGCACCAAAAGGGACCAAGACUAAUUGGAUCAUGCAUGAGUACCGUCUCAUCGAACCCUCUCGUAGAAAUGGAAGCACCAAGCUUGAUGAUUGGGUUUUAUGCCGAAUAUACAAGAAGCAAUCAAGCGCACAAAAGGAUGUUUAGAAUAGUAAUUUAAUGACCAGAGAAUACAGCCAUAAUGGUUCGUCGACGUCAUAUUCGUCUCAAUACGCUGACGUUUUCGAAGAUAAAACCGGGUUUCUUAAUUUAGUCAGGGAGCCAAGCUUUGACUGGGUGAAUUCUACUGGACACAACUCGGUUCCGGAACUCGGAUUGCGUCAUAACGUUCCAAGUCUCCGUUACGACGACCUUGGUGGCUAUCUUCACGGUGUGAAGACAAGCGAAGAAGGCAAUAAGACGCAUGAACAAGCUGAGGUGAUUCCUCGGUUUAAUAACUCGGGCGUGUUGUCUUAUGAUCAGGGAUCCAGUGUUGAUCCGGUAAACGGAUUCGGACACUCGGGUCAACAACCUAGUGGAUUCGGUUUUAUGUGAUUGUGUGACGUAAUAAAAUAGUAAAGAUAGUUUAAUGUGAGUCAGAUUAAUUAAUCAGCUAAUAUAAUAUAGAAAAUUGGAAUUCUUUGGGGUUAGGCGUGCGUUCCACUUGUAUAUUCGUCAUCAUUUGUCCUCAAAGAUACAUUUUUUGCAAACUUUCCAGCUGGAUUUUCAUU
Molecule: messenger RNA, 2414 nt
Organism: Brassica napus (rape)
Lineage: Eukaryota; Viridiplantae; Streptophyta; Magnoliopsida; Brassicales; Brassicaceae
Product: NAC domain-containing protein 55
Exons: 3
Biological process (GO): regulation of DNA-templated transcription
Molecular function (GO): DNA binding
Source: RefSeq, a predicted model, not a curated record